GCUGAGCUCGAGCUGCUAAAAUCCUCUCUCUCUCUCUCUCUCUCUCUUCCUCUCUCUCUCUCUCCUCUUCUCUCCCUCCUCGCUCCUCUCCUCUCCUCCACACGCACAAAACGCUCUGUCAUGGCGUCUUCCAACCAUGUUACCCCCACCAACUGUAGCUGGUGGCCCAUCUCAGCCAUGGAUGAAGACGGCAAAAUCACAGACGGGGAGGAGUGCGAAGAACCGACCCCGGAGCCCACCAAGCCCUUCAACAAAGACAGGCUGGUUUUGUACCACUGGACGCAGUCUUUCACCUCCCAAAAGGUACGUCUAGUCAUAAAUGAGAAGGGUCUGGUCUGCGAGGAGAGGGAUGUGAGCUUGCCGCUGCAGGAGCACAAGGAGCCGUGGUUCAUGAGGCUGAACCUGGGAGAGGAGGUGCCCGUCUUUCUCCACGGGGACACCAUCAUCAGUGACUACAACCAGAUUAUAGAUUAUCUGGAGAAAAACUUUGUGGGAGACACGGUGGCUCAGCUGAUUCCUGAUGUAGAAUCACCUCUACAUGAGCGUGUGCAGCAGUACCGUCAGCUACUGGACGGCCUGCCCAUGGACGCUUACACACACGGCUGCAUCCUCCAUCCAGAGCUCACCACUGACUCCAUGAUCCCAAAGUACGCCACUGCAGAAAUACGGAGACACUUGGCCAAUGCUGCGACGGAGCUGAUGAAGUUGGACCACGAGGAGCCUCAGCUGACAGAGCCAUACCUGUCCAAGCAGAAGAAGCUCAUGGCAAAAAUCUUGGACCACGAUAAUGUGAAUUACCUGAAGAAAAUUCUGGGGGAGUUAGCGAUGGUUCUAGAUCAAGUGGAGGCUGAACUGGAGAAAAGAAAACUAGAGUAUCAAGGUCAGAAGUGUGAGUUGUGGCUAUGUGGACCUGAAUUUACACUAGCUGAUGUCUGCCUCGGAGCCUUGUUGCACAGGCUCAAGUUCUUGGGACUUUCUAAGAAAUACUGGGAGGACGGCAGCCGACCCAACCUGCAGUCCUUUUUUGUGCGUGUGCAAAAACGCUACGCUUUCCGCAAGGUCUUGGGCGACAUCCACACGACGCUCCUGUCGGCGGUCCUACCCAACGCCUUCCGGAUGGUAAAAAAGAAGCCGCCGUCCUUCUUCGGGGCCUCUUUUCUCAUGGGCUCGCUGGGAGGGAUGGGCUACUUUGCCUACUGGUUUUUAAAAAAGAAAUACAUGUAGUGAAUGCCCUUCUUGUUGUGUUAAAUGUCUGUGUAUUUGUGUGAUGUUUCAAUUUUUCUGUAAUGUUUUAUGACUGCAGGAAAACAUAAUGAAUCUAUAUAGAGAACACUAUUACUUACCUGGGUGAACAAAGAAUAUUAAAACAUUCCAUAAUAAGAAAUCCUUGACAGCACAUUUUCUGGUAAUCAAGGCCUUCAUCCAGUUUGAUUUCUGGAAACUUGCAGCCUUUGUGCCUGCAGGUCCUUGUUUAACUUUAUUUGGAGGCAUGCAUCAGGUCCACCUGUACUGAAAACUUAAAGUAAAAACCCAGAAAUGUAAACACAGUAACACCAACCGGGGUUUACUGACCUUCGCAUGCCACUGUUAUAGUCAUUACUCAUUGUACCUGCUCCUCACUCCUCCAUCAGCCUGGGGUUUAACCAGAAAAACCACAGGAACACGUACACGACAAAGACUCUCUGAAAAGUGCUGUGCUGCCAGAAACUGCCACUCGAAACUAUGAGAGGAUGGAGGCAAACUGUAAGGGAAAAGGUUGACAUUUAAGGAAAUUACUCACCCCACUUUUUUUGCAGAGACUUGCAUUUUUAAAUCAAUACCACCUUCA
This is a messenger RNA of Cheilinus undulatus (humphead wrasse), 1828 nucleotides long. RefSeq names its product ganglioside induced differentiation associated protein 1-like 1 (gene gdap1l1). Lineage: Eukaryota; Metazoa; Chordata; Actinopteri; Labriformes; Labridae. The record is from RefSeq and is a predicted model, not a curated record. The transcript has 6 exons. Bases 121 to 1224 code for a protein of 367 amino acids.